AUGCGUGUUCUAGCUUUCUGUGUGCUUAGGUGCCCGAGCUACUGAGGGUCUAAGUCCGGGCAGCCGAAGAGUGUGGUAGGUAACGGUCGUCAGCGCAAGGGUCAUUUCGUCGCUGGGAAGGGACGGCCCUCGCCCGCGGUGAUGGUGGUUAGCAAGAUGAACAAAGAUGCGCAGAUGAGAGCAGCGAUUAACCAAAAGUUGAUAGAAACUGGAGAAAGAGAACGCCUCAAAGAGUUGCUGAGAGCUAAAUUAAUUGAAUGUGGCUGGAAGGAUCAGUUGAAGGCACACUGUAAAGAGGUAAUUAAAGAAAAAGGACUAGAACACGUUACUGUUGAUGACUUGGUGGCUGAAAUCACUCCAAAAGGCAGAGCCCUGGUACCUGACAGUGUAAAGAAGGAGCUCCUACAAAGAAUAAGAACAUUCCUUGCUCAGCAUGCCAGCCUUUAAGAUUGAAUUAGAUUGUGUUGUUGUGGUUUUAUUUCUGAAAGUAAAACUUGCCAUAAAUUAGAAAACAAUUUCCCAAAAUAAAAUCCUUUUUUGUAUGAUGGUAUACAGUUUUCAGUAAUGAUGUAUACAUUGUAUUGAUUUUUUUCCCUAAAUGUGUUAUUUUAAUAAAUAUCUCAUGAAUGAGUUUGAAGUUUGCUUGGAUUUUGAAAUAAAUGGGACUUUGUCUUUAUUACUAAUUCACCAAAUUUGUUGAGAGCAAGAGCAAUUAAUGUAGUUUAAGUAUUUAGUAUGUACAGUUCUCUAUGUUAACAGCUGAGAAGUAAGCAACCUUUUCUGACUGCAUAUGGUGUAUUCCUCUUUUGAGUCCCCAUAAUAUUUUAUAAAUUGUAAUGCCCCAUCUUGUAAUACAGUUGUCUUAUUCGUAUUGUUUAUAAACUCUGAGGGUUAGGACUGGGUUGUACUCAUCUUUAUGUGCCUUCCUUAUGCUUCAAAGAAUUUACCAUCUAAUGGAAGAGAACAUUUGCAAGUUGACUCCAUAUCAAGCUCCUUCCACAUACUCUACUCAUCCGAACUUUGAAUGCAGAAUCUUUAAAUUGCAUCCCCACAUACUAAGGUCAAGAAAGAACUUAAUGGGAAGUAAUCUCCACCCAUUAGCUUUACCCUGACAUCAGGAUUGCCAAAUCCAAUGGACUCUUGUCUGUUCUUAUGUGACUUCUGCUGGAAAAUGCGAAUGUUGACCAUCCUGCCACUUGGAACUCUCUUCCCACUCCUCACAUUGCUUUUUCUACCACUGGAAGUUCCUUCUGUUUCUUGUGGAGUACCUUUUGCUGUCUGGAACUUGUAGAUAAUGGUGUUUCCUAGGGCUCCCUCCAGGGCCCUCUGCCUCACUAACUGGAUAUACUUUUCCUGGGCAAAUCCCAGGAAACUUGCGUCAGACCGUGACUUCAAAUACAGGUUGAUAAAUGCUAAGUUGUGUCUCCAAACCAAACUUCAUCCUAGACUCGAGACCCAGAGACCCAACUGCUAUGGACCAGCUUUUUAGGAUAUCCUCACUUCAAACCGACCUUACCUAAAAUAAUGACUUUUUCCCGCAAUAACUGCCCCUGCUGUAUUCCGUAUUUCUGAAUGGUACCUCCUCCCUAUAUAGAUUAUCUGAGGAGCUUACCAAAAUGCUGAUUCUGAAGAUGAGGGGCAUGACUUAAGAUUCUGUAUUUCUGCCUAGUACCCAACUGGUGCUCAUGCUGCUGAUUGAGAACCACUUUUGAGUAUAGCAAGGCUCUAAAUUACCCACUGCGUGCCCUCGUAAUUGUCUUAAUUCAAGUCCAGAUUAUUGCAGUAGACUUAGUAUUUCUUUGCCUUAGUUGAUUUGUGCCCCCUCCAGUGUCUGUUCCACCCUGUUGCCUAAGUGGCCUUAGUAAAAUUCAAGUCUGGUUAUUUUAUUCCCCUGCUUGGAAUUUCUCAAUGUAGAAUGAAACUCAUUCAGCAUUAACCUAGGCCCUUCUUGAUCUGACAUCUUGUUUCUCUAGUUAGACUAAAGAAUCCCCACUAUAGUUGUUUCAUCCCUAAGUACCUUUGAAAAUCUGUCAACCUAGAAGCCUCCUUUCUCAUUUGUUUCUCAUUCCUGUUUGUCCUUCAAAGUUCAGCUUUAGUUGCUAAAACAUUUAGACAUUCCUCUAUCUGACUUAGACGCUCAUGCCCCGCCCCCCCCCCACGGUUUUUUUUUUUUUUUUUUUUUUUUUUAUAGGAAGCAGCUAUGCGUAAUUCCUCUUCAACACAGUAGUUCUUGAACUUCUGCAGGCCUCUCCUGGGGGGAAGGAAAUGGCUUCUCUGACUUUGUAUGAUGCUUAUUUGUGGAUGAAUGGGCAAGGGAACAAAUGAACAAACAAGUGAAUGAACAGUAUGGGAGUAUGAGAAAAGGUAUAAAUUGGGUAUAACUCAGAAAAGGAUUCAAAUUGAUCUUUGGUUCACUGUUCCAAACACAAUUUCAUCUUUCUGAUGAAUUUAAAGUGUAGUCUUUGAACCAACUGGGGUUAAUUAUGUAAAGUUUUGAGCCUGAGACAAGCACAUGAUCACAAAACUUACCCAAAUGAGUUUUUUGUUUCACUUCAUCUCUUGUAAAACAAUGUUCUAAAGUAAGUGAUAGGGAUGCUCAUCAUUCUGCUACCUGUCAUCACAAUGAAAACAGGAAAGGUGAGAAAUAGAGGAUAGUUCUUAUUUCAUAGUACUGUAUAUGGAAAUAAACCAAAUUUGCUCAGAGAUGCUAUUUUAUUACCUCAAAAAUAUAUAAAAAUGAAAACAUUAUGAAAAUAUUUUAAAAUGAGAUUUUAAAAUAACUGAAUUGAGAACAUCACAGCAAUUUAGAAUACUAAAGAGCAUAGCUUUAAAAUGAUAGUGCUGAGAACUCCCCACCGCUACCCCACCACCUAUAGACUUCUUUGACAUCUUACAAAUGUUCUCUAGUUUGUAUCUAGAAUCACUUAUAUCUUUCAAAUAAACCAACUUUGUGAA
Messenger RNA from Rhinopithecus roxellana (golden snub-nosed monkey), 2955 nucleotides. It is a transcript of the gene ENY2, whose product is annotated as ENY2 transcription and export complex 2 subunit. Gene Ontology annotation, cellular component: SAGA complex; nuclear pore; DUBm complex. NCBI's taxonomy places the organism in Eukaryota, Metazoa, Chordata, Mammalia, Primates, Cercopithecidae. The transcript has 5 exons. Gene Ontology annotation, biological process: positive regulation of DNA-templated transcription; poly(A)+ mRNA export from nucleus; regulation of transcription by RNA polymerase II. Bases 142 to 447 code for a protein of 101 amino acids. The record is from RefSeq and is a predicted model, not a curated record. Gene Ontology annotation, molecular function: chromatin binding; transcription coactivator activity.